AUGGUAUUUAAUAUAGAACAAAUUGACAAGGAAAAGGAACAAGGAAAAAGCACUUCAACUAAUCAAACUUCAAAUUUCAUUACUGAUCAGGAACUGGAAAAUGUGGGUCUGUUGAUUGCCUUUGGAUCAGCACAUGUGAAACAGUCACUUGAGGACGUUAGCCCCCAAACCAAAACUUUACUGAGUCUCACUUUGAACCGACUAACAACAACAACAACAUCACCAACAUCCAUACCAGUUCAGCCUAAUGGAGAACUUUCAAGCUCACCACCAGUACCAUCUUUCUCCUUUCGAAACCCAACUAUUUCAAAAGCCGAGCAUGCACUUCUUGAUAAAUUUGAAAAUGAAGUAAUGAAAAACGAAGAAGCAAUUUCUUCAUUACAAAAAUUGAAAAUUGAAACCAGGGAUAAAUACUUGUAUCAAAUCAAAAGAUAUAUUAGAUUCUGUGCCAACACGGGGUUAGAUAAUUUCUUAGUGACUAAUCAAUUAGCUCAACAAUUGAUUGAAUCUGAAAUGAUGAAACGUGGUGGUAAUAUAAGUGAAAAUACUGUUCGUAGUAUUCGAUCACCAUUAAAUAAAUUAUACUUCAUGAAUAAAAUUGUUUAUGGUGAACAACAACAAAAUGAAAUUUUAGGAGAUCAAUUCAUACAACAAAUGUUAAAUUCAAUGAUGCAAAAGAAGAAUAAACCCCCCAACAAAGGUGAUAAGGAUGAAGACAGUGGUGAAGUGGAUGAAAAGGAUGAAGAUGAUGAGGCGGAUAAAGGUGAGUCAAGUGUGCGGUCUAAAACCAGUAGUAGAAGUGGGCUACUAAAUUUUCCUGAUCAAAAUCCAUCAUCAAACACCAGUUUGAAGCCUUCUUCUUCUUCAACAACAAUGGAAAGCUCCUCCAAGGUGGAUACUACAGACCCCAAAAGAAAUAAAGGCAAGACUCCCUUAACUGAAUCCAAUUUAGAGGUAGCUGAACAAGACAGACAAAAUAAGGAAUCGUCUUCAGUAUCAUCUUCUAGUGUAUUAGUAUUCAAUCCCAACACAAAUACAAAAUCAUUUGGACUAAGUGGUAAUUCAAAACAUCGACUUUCACAAAGCGAAGAAGCAUUGUUACGCAAAUUUGAUGAAGAGAUUCUCAACAAUCCCAAAACUCAAGAUAUCUUGUCAAAUUUGACAGGGAACACAUUCAAAUCAUAUGCUACUGAUAUCAAACGAUUCAUAAAGUAUUGUGCUCGAAAGGGUAAACUGGAUUUCUUGAUUGAUGAAGAUAUUUUGACAAGAUUCUUGUCUUUCCAAACUAGCAAAAGCAGUAGUAGUGCGAGUAGCAGUAGUAGUGGGAACAGCAGUGGUGGGAGUCGCACAUAUAAUUUAAAAAACACUAGAACUAGUUUAUUGAAAUUACAUCAAUUGAAUUGUUUGGCUUAUGAUUUGGAGUUUUCAGAAGGGGAUAUCAUCCUUACAUUGAAUAAGUUCUUGGAUUCCACAAUUAACGCUGCCCCCACCAAUGUGUUAGGAGAAGAACAAUUGGACUUAACACAGGAGUUGGAGCCUGAAGGUGAUCCAUUACUUGAUCAAUUACAACACUAUUACCAAACUUCAACCAUUCUUGAUGGAUUGUCAGAUCAGAGUAAGAAACUAUACGCCAAUGAAUUCAACCGAUAUGCAUUAUUUUGUUCACAACAAGGUUUGUCACAUUUUCUAUUAACUGGGGAUCUCAUCAAGCAAUAUUUCAUUGAUGAAGUGAUUGGUCAUACUCCAACUAUAUCAACUAAGAAAUUAAAGGAGAUUUUGAGUCGAUUGAAUUGUUUACAUAAUUUGAAUAUUGAAAUUGAUCCGGAAAACACCCCCAAGCAAAUUAGAAAUAUUCAUGUGGUGAAGGAUUUCAUUAACGAGUAUUGUUUGAAAGCUCAUUCAGACUCGCCAGCACAAGGGAGUGCUAUUACAGUAGGGGGAAGUAGUGGAAACGGAGGAAAUGGAAUUGGCGGAAGUGGUACAAGUAGCUCGAGUACUAGUGGAAGUGGAAGUGGUAAUGGAAAUGGAGCUGACACACUUUCUGGUGCUUCAACAUCAGGUUCAUCCAUCAGUUCAGGUUUACCUCAUUUGAAUUUCUCCAAUAACCCAACAAACAUACUUACAGGACUGCUGCUGCUGUCUUCUGAACAACCAAGUGGAGGAGAAUUAUCUAGUUCACUAAGAAGAAGUACUACAUCACAAAAUCCGAAGUCACGGUUGAAAUCAUCCUUCCAGUCGUAUAGUUCAAGACCAGAAAUUAUUGAUACUACAAGUGGUGGGGCAAACACAAGCAGUGGUGGGGGAGGUAAAGAGAAGGCUCAAAAGUUUGGGCUUGGAGAAGAAAUUGGUGGUUCUACUCAACGAUUGAGAAUUGUGGAUGAGAAUAAACAUAUGGAAAACAUGUAUGAAAGUAUUGAUAGUGAAGAGAAUAUUGAUGAGCCCAAAGAUCAACAAAUAGCAGCCGGAGCUGAUGAUUGUGAACACAAUCAAGGAAAACAAGAUGUCAAAGAACAAACCCUUGAUUAUGAUUACCCCCAAUCCUCACCUCCUUCUUCAUCUUCUUCAAAACGCCAAAAGCUUGAGUCUUUACCGGAAACCAAUGACUCAAUCCCUAAAUUCGUCAUGAAUAAGGGCAUUGAGUCAAUAACUCAACUCGUUGAAGAAUGGACUUUAAUCAUUAAACGUAAUGAAAAAUAUGGAUUAGCUUGGAUCAAAACAAUGAAUGAUUUACAACUUUACAAUAGUCGAAAGUUGAUCAUAGCCUUGAUGGAGGAAAUCUUGCCUACAAUGAAUGAAGUAUAUAAAGGUAAGAAAAUAGGUGAGAUUUAUCUGUUUGGUGGCCCUGGUGAUGCUGGUGAGCUGGUUUUAUUUGAACUUGCAUUAGUAUUCGAUCAAUAUCUCAAUCGAAAGAGUUUGACAAUUGAUGAUUUGAUUAAAAAGAUUGAGAACUAUCCAAGCUAUGUUAAGCGAGAGUUCUUGAGGAUCAUAUCGAGGAGAAAAUCUACAACCAGAACUAGUAACGUUGUAUCUGGUGGAGGUCUAUCAAGUUCUUCAGCAUCGUCUGUAUCUGGUGUAAAUAAUCCACCAUCUUAA
Messenger RNA from Lodderomyces orthopsilosis Co 90-125, 3093 nucleotides. RefSeq lists its product as uncharacterized. NCBI's taxonomy places the organism in Eukaryota, Fungi, Ascomycota, Pichiomycetes, Serinales, Debaryomycetaceae. The coding region runs from base 1 to 3093 and encodes 1030 amino acids. The transcript has a single exon. The record is from RefSeq and is a predicted model, not a curated record.